UUCGAGGAGUCCCUGAAGGCAGCAUUGCCUAGCAACAACGUAGUUUAGUUGCUAGACAUGAGUUGCUUGGCUUUAGCCAACUUUUUGUGACACAAUGCCCAAAAAGAAGGAUAAGAAAAGCGGCGACAAACAAGAUGAAGCCAAGAAAACAUCGAAAAAGGAAAGUUCUGCAGCCCCUGAUAAAACCGGGUCUGACGACAAAGAGAAGGAUUUAUAUCUGACUCAAAUACGAUAUUUGAACGAGCAGUUGGAGAGAUAUCAGCCGAAAUGUGAUCAACUGGAGAGGCAGAAGAAGGACUUAAACUUUCAGUACAGUGCACUGGAGAAGGAGAAAAAGGACAUUGUUGAGUAUCUGAAACGCUCCCUGAUGAAAAAGGAGGACGAGGUGGAUGAGCUGACAGAGCUUCUGGAGAGUCAGCGGCAGGCUGCCGAUAAUGACAGAGACUCUCUGCAGCUGCAGCACAGUCUGCUGAGGCAAGAGCUUCAAGACCGGAUUGAAGAACUCAACGCCGAAAACACGAUACUCGUGACGAGGCUGGCUAAUCUGGAGGAGUUUCAGAAGCAGAAGGAGCAGCUGACGUCCAACAUGGAGUCUCUGGAGAAGCAGCUGGCCAAUAAGAACGAGGAACACAACGCUGCUAUCCACAGCCUGGAGAUGAAAGCACUGCUGGAAAAGAAGAGGUUAGAGAAGGAGAUGGAAAGCCAUGUGGCGGCCAUGGCGGCAGAGGUACAGCACCAGGUGGACCAGAAGGUCCCAGAGACGACCAGGUUGGCCCUUCAGGAGAACUCGGAGGUCAGGGCUCAGAUCAGCCAGCUGUCAGAGCAGACACAUGUCCUGAUGGAGGAGAACUCGGCCCUGCGGGACCGUAAGAGUCGGCUCAGUGUGGAUGUGGAUAUCCUGGAGCAAAUGCUCAGCGAGACGUCCCGCAAGAGCUGCAUCCGCAAGAAGGUGGUGGAGCAGCUUACAGAAAAGUGUCAGCAGCUGCAGGCGGAGCUGAAGGACUGUAAGCGAGAACUCGAGCAGCUUCAGACCAAACACACAGGAGUCCUGGCUGAGAUGGAGGCACUCAGACAGGACCGGACCUCGCUGUCCGAGCAGUGCAGUAAAAACAGGGCCAAGGUGAGCGGACAGGAGGCAGAGCUACAGCAGGAGAGGAAGAGGAGGAUCAGGAUGAAGAGCAUCAUGCAGGAGGCAGCCAUCACUCUCAGACAAGCCCUGAUGGAUGCUCCCACAGACCAGGGCUCGGAGGUGGACUCUGUUGUCCGGUGGAAGCAGCUGAUGGAGAAGCUGCUGGUGGUCUUGGACCGGCCCGCACCCACCAACACCACCGCUGAGAAGGACCAGCUGGAUGAGCAGCAGACCUCUGACCCUGCAGCAGCCAGAGAAGUGACCCUGAAUCCAGCUUUGAGUUUUCAGUUCGAGCUGGCCCGCUACAGGCCGGGUGACCUAGGCCUCGUACCCCGUCCCGCACUGAAACACAAACUCUCCAGGAUGGGAGCAGCUGGGUCCAGCAGCACCCACGUGCCUCUGCACAGGAAGCCCUCCAGUCAGAAAACCGCCAGCUCCAAUAACCGGACUGAUUCAGCUGUCGGAAACUUAUUCUCUAAACCCAAAUAACAGCAACAAAACUAGAUUCCUAUUCUAACCCUUCAUACAGUAUCUCCAAAAUACAGAAGAGCCAGUCUGUUGCCAUUUCUACCUUCAGUCCUUUGCAAAUUACUCAAAUUCAUAUUUCUUAUAAAUGUGUUUCGUGUUGUGCCAGAAGGAACAAAUUAUGAUGAAUGCUUGUCAUAGCAGACAAAAUAAGGAUGUAGCAGUAAAACACCCGAGUGUUUUUAAUGGAGCGACCAAGGGUUUGUUUUAAGUCCUAUUAAUUCAGCUUGUCAUUAAUCAAAGAAUGAAUGUGCCAUUUCUUUAGUCUAAUAUUUUAGUUCUAAUGAUGGACGUUUCCAAAUCCUCAAUGUCUCAAUACAAAAUUAUAGUUUAGGUUCAGCGAUCAUGAUUUCCUGACUAAACUGUUGACCGUUACUGUGAGCUCCUGUAUGUGCAGCCAAAAGUGGUGGAAGAAGUAGGCUACUCCGAUAUUUUACUUAAGUAAAAGCAUUAAAAAGUUUACUUUAGUGAAAGUACAAAAGUAUUGGCAUCAAUACGUCUUCAAAGUACAAAAACUAAAAAGUACUCAUUACACAGAAUGACCAAUUUUAGAAUCGUAAACCUAUUAUUACUGGAUAAUAAUUACUGAUGCAUUAAUGUGUUCAUCACUAAUGUUGCAGCUGGGAAAGGUGGGGGUAAUUCAAAAUGACUUUAUAUACUGCUGGGUAGCUUGUCAUUUCCCACCCGGGGAUUAUCUUAAUCUAUGUAUUAUUCAUCUGAAUCCGUGAAGUAACUAAUAACUAGUAAAGUUGUGCCAAAAAGAGAGGUUGUUACCAUGCUAUCCUUGUCUUUUGAAUUAACAAAAUGUCAAAAUAUUGAUUUUGUUUGACGUCAUUCUGCUUUGAUUUAUGUUUUGAGUCUGUGUUUGUCUUCUUCUGCUUCACAUUUGUAUUUUAGGCAUUUGUUUUACACGUUUAUGUAUGUUGAUGAAAUGUUAAAUUUUGUAUUUCGUUUCUGAUCAUCACUUAAGAUUAAGUUGGCAGGUCAUAGAAUGCUCUGUGUUUUCAUCACAGUCAUCUGAGAUGUGUUUAAUGUAUAAAAAAAUAAAUACAAAAAAUGAACUGCUGUUUUCUAU
Messenger RNA from Perca flavescens (yellow perch), 2729 nucleotides. RefSeq names its product cilia- and flagella-associated protein 157. The record is from RefSeq and is a predicted model, not a curated record. NCBI's taxonomy places the organism in Eukaryota, Metazoa, Chordata, Actinopteri, Perciformes, Percidae. Gene Ontology annotation, biological process: sperm axoneme assembly. Gene Ontology annotation, molecular function: microtubule binding. Gene Ontology annotation, cellular component: cilium; ciliary basal body. The transcript has 9 exons. Bases 95 to 1618 code for a protein of 507 amino acids.